AUGAGUGUAACAGAAGCUGAAAUGAGAGCUAUUUUUCAAGAAGUUUUUGAAAAUAAUAAAGCACAUUUAACAGAUAUUAAACUAAACCGAAGAAAGCAAGCUUUACCAACUUUGGCUGUGUGUGGUGGGAGUGGUGGAGGACAGUGGAAGGAAGUGAAAAAUGGUGAGGAUUGGUUGGAAUUUUGGGCAUUAUUUAUUCCUAAUUGGGUUCAGCCAAUUUCGUUAAGGGUUCAUUUAGUUAUUAGUGACUGUAUCG
Funneliformis caledonium is the source of this 256-nucleotide messenger RNA. Lineage: Eukaryota; Fungi; Glomeromycota; Glomeromycetes; Glomerales; Glomeraceae. The record is from the annotation of a GenBank genome assembly.